Molecule: messenger RNA, 2046 nt
Organism: Puntigrus tetrazona (Sumatra barb)
Lineage: Eukaryota; Metazoa; Chordata; Actinopteri; Cypriniformes; Cyprinidae
Product: pentraxin fusion protein-like
Exons: 3
Coding region: 301-1011 (236 amino acids)
Source: RefSeq, a predicted model, not a curated record
UUAUUAUUUAAAGUGUAUAUUUUAUUUGACGUUUUUAUCCCGCGAGUCAACACUCCGACAUGCCGCGUGUGACGCUGGACGAGCGGCCAUAGAAACAGUUAAAAUCUGGAACUCUCUUCGUGAAUCGACCGAACUUCUUGGUGCGUGAGGGACUGAGGUGACUUUUGUGCUUCGCCGCGGAAAGUGGAUCGUUCAGUUAAGCGUUCAUCGUGUGUUCCUGACGUAUCGUGACAGGACGUGGAGUGCGUAAGAACGGCGGAUUGUUUCACAAAUUCUCGUCGGAAUAAUACCUGCAGUAAGAUGUUACCAGUGGUCUUGUUUUUCGCUCUCUUGUCCCUAAAACCAGGAGCUACUUACAAGGGUCUCGGUGGUAAAUUGCUUCUGUUUCCCACCAAGACUGAUUCCAGUUACGUUAAACUCGUUCCCGAAAAGCCUCUGAGUCUCUCAGCGCUGACUCUCUGCAUGCGUGUCUCGACGGAGCUCCGGGGCGCGAGGGAGGUCAUUCUGUUUGCCUACCGGACGCCUGAAGACGGCGAUGAGCUGCACAUGUGGAGAGAGAAGGACGGCCGACUGUCCUUCUACCUCAGAGGCAACGGAGCAUUCUUCUACCUGCCUCCUCUCUCCACCUUCCAGACUCACCUGUGCGUCACCUGGGAGUCCGCGAGCGGUCUCUCUGCCUUCUGGGUGGACGGACGUCGCAGUGCGUUUCAGAUAUUUAAAAAAGGUUUCUCGACUCGUUCUGGCGGUACGGUUCUUCUCGGACAGGACGCUGAUGACUACGUAGGUGCCUUUGACGCGGAGCAGAGUUUUGUGGGAGAAAUCACUGAUGUGCAGAUGUGGGACUACGUCCUCUCUGGAAGUCAGAUUAAGGUGGUUUAUUCAAACCAGAAAACGUACGUGCCGAAGGGGAACGUGUUUGACUGGAACACCGUCAGAUAUCAUAUUUAUGGAAAUGUUCUAGUGGUCAAAGAUUCUGAUCAGGUGUGCACACAUUCGUGUCAGCAAAAGUAGAAAAAGUAAAUCACAGAGAUGUGAACUUAAAGUCCGCUCACUAUUUUUGUGGUGAACAAUUUUUCUGUGCAAAGUCAUUCCACAAAGAAAAACAAUUGCUUGCCUUUUUAAUGCAAGUCUUACAAUGCUCCUCCCCCUAAAAUGACGGGCCUGGGUGUCCUUCAUCAGAACUGAGCUUGAUAAAACCUCUUUUAAAUUUACAGAUCGGAAUAUUCUCCAAAAGAAGAUAAAGCUACAGAACUUGGUGUUUUAUAAUUACUUUAAGUCCUUAUUAUGUAACCUAGAGAGCGACUUAACGUUGUGUAACUGUUUUUGUGGUUAUAAGCUGGUUUUGUAAUGUGUGCUGUUAACUAUGUUGUUUAAUUGUCUGCAAACAUGGCUGCCUGCCUUUGCCUGGACAAAGAGUUUUUAAUCUCUGUGAAUGUUUUCCUGCUUAAAUAAAAGUGAGCGAUUGAUGACGCUUGAGCAUGACGUUCUUGACCACGCCCCGUUCACUUCUGAAUGAAAUGCCCACUUUACUACGGCCAAUCAAAUUGCAGUAGAAAAACAAGCCACGCCCUCUAUUUUCCUCACUCAGUGUUCUGUUUUUCCCUGAAGUACGUCACAAUACUGAAAUAAAAUUGGUCGCAAAAUUCUGGUUAACUUCAGUAGGGUUAGGGUUGAUCUACUACAGGUCUGAAGGAAAAUUAUGAAUUUAUGUUUUGAACAAUAUUGUCAUUUGAAUUGUAAAAUACAUGCUCAAACAUGGCAUUAAAAUGGAAUUUCCACGGAGCUUCUGAUGCACAACAGCUACCAAGGAAACAUCCUGUACUUCCAGGUAUAAACAAAUACUUAAUCGGACUCUAAAAAAACCAUUUGGAUAUUGCGGGAUUUGCGAUGACGCAUAUGCAAAUAUAUUUGCAUAUAACUGCUUCAAGAGCAGAUCUGUUGGAAAACAUUGAUCUCACUGCCAUGUGGUCACAUGGUUGAAGGAGCUCUUAAAAGUUAAAUACGAACUAGCGUGUCCACCUCUUUGAAGGGGUUUAAUCCAGACUG